Molecule: messenger RNA, 1566 nt
Organism: Seminavis robusta
Lineage: Eukaryota; Bacillariophyta; Bacillariophyceae; Naviculales; Naviculaceae
Source: the annotation of a GenBank genome assembly
AAACACCAAAAUCAGCCAACAUAGUCUAGAUAACAAACACAACAACCAUGGUGGAUAGUAGCGCCAAGAACAAUAAUAAUGACAGCGCCAACACUCCAGAGAACCUGGUGACAGUUUGUCCAGAUGGCCACAGCUGCGAGAAUGGUUCCCUGUGUGUUGAGAACUCAUCGAAGGAAGGUCAAUACUUGUGCAAUUGUUUCGAGGGUGAACUGAUUGGUUUCAAAGUCUUCACCGGACUCUAUUGCCAACAUGAAGCCACCAUGUUUUGUACACGGAUGGGAGAGCUCUCUACCGUAGGAUAUUGUGCCAAUGGAGGAACGUGUAUGGGCUUAUUGGAGGACAACGAUGGCAACCACGUCGGAUGUGAAUGUCCCAAGGGGUAUACGGGGCAGCACUGCGAAUUCGUCGAAGGCUCCCAACCCACCGAAGGUUAUUAUCCACUCGACAAAAACUCCAACCUCCAGCUUGUUGCCAGGAACGAAACCAAGGAACUGGGUGCCGCCGGAAUUGCCAUUACAGUGCUUGGUGUGGUGGUGGCACUUGGUAUGAUUGGAACUGCCUUGCUUGUCCUUCAGAGGCGUUGGCGUCUACAUGCCGAAACACACACCAUUGAACCGACCAAAUCGUCCGAUGGACAGUUGGAGGAUGCCGAUGGAGCCAACUUGGCAGUCCCCACACAAUCAUUUGAGUCCGACCAGAGUGAACUGCAGCCCAGUGAAAGUGCUGAAAUGGCAUAAUAGACGACACAAAAAGAGAAAGAAAGCUAGAAAGUCCACGUUGGGCAGCAAUUUACGCCUUGCAUGCAUGCUACCGAUACCUCCUGGUGAUGAUGAGACGAUAGUAUUGAAUCGAAUUUCACUGCAGAGUGGCAGUCAUAGUGAAUUGCAUUGUGAGCUGUGAGCACAAGUAUGAUAUAUACAGAGCAGAAAAGGAGCACAACUUUUGCAGGUGGGUACUGACAACGAACAAGGAAGCUUGCACUCUUGUCUAUUUUAAUUAAGACACUUGGAGCACUCUCAUAGCUCAUUUGUAAGCGCCUUUACAAGGUUUUAAAACUCUUUUCUUCUACAUUAUGCAAUAGAAUUGUAACAAUUCCAAUUAUCCUACAAUUCUCACCAUCACUGUGCCUUUUUGUCUAGCUGGCUAGAAACAUUUGAAUCUCUUGUUGCAUCCUUUGGUAGUUGGCCACCAUCAUAUAUCAUGAUGAUGAAUUGGUUGGCCAUGGAAGCUGGUUGUCACAUAAUACCUUGCAUUGUCUGUCGCCGGGUACAAAGAAAAUGGAUGCAUUAAUCUUUGACAACGAACUCUUUGAGCUGUGAGACCCAGGGACAUGGCAUUGGACAUCCACCGGAAGAGGUUUGAAGUUCCAAGAGAGUGCAGUCUCUCUGGAAUGUUGGUGGUAGAUUACCAGCUCUGCCAGUUUAACCUUUUAAAUGUGUCACGCCGAACUUUCAGUUGUAACGGCCACGUUAUUUGAUGCCAACAGGCAAUCUUGCAUCUGAACCGCUCACAUUUCGUUCGAUUUUCACGUGAACGAUGUUUCCCUCCACCCUCCACUCCAAGACC